UAGAUUCAGUUGAGUUUGGAGAAACCGAAUAGAAAUACCCCAAGAUGUGCAACCAAACAGCACUCUCUUCUUCCGCCAAAUAACCCACACGACACAAAUCGCGAAACAGAGACAGUCACAGACUUGCAGCGCCAACGGCUGCUUCCCACGGCUGCAUCCCACGGCUGCACACCGUCUAUUCCAGCCUUCGCCACUACCGCAGAGAACGCCGUCAGCCAUAGACUUCCGUUCCCGCACUCAGCUCAGCGACACUGCUCGGACGUUGCAUGUCAGGAGCCCCUGCCACGCGUGACAUUGCAGCCCCACGCACAGCCAGUGGCGGAGCCACGUUAGCCUGUGGCACCCCUAAAAUUUGAAAUAUAUAUAUAUAUAUACCCAAAACAGACUCUUUAGACACGGCACGCCCAAAAUCAAAGUCUCUCUCUCUCUCUCUCUUUCGUUCUUUCCAUCUCACGACAGACGCUCCAUCCUGGCAUCCUCCAAUCGGCUUUGACAGAGCAGUCGAACUCGAACAGGCAAUUGUAUCCAUAAAGAAGGGUGCAUAUCUUUUGAAGUGUGGACGAAGAGGGAAGCCCAAAUUUUGCCCUUUUAGGCUUUUUACGUACCUCCAAUAUAAAUUGUCUGGCUCCACCACUGCGCAUAGCGUUACCCGCCGUGACAGCAAUCACCAACACCCACGCCCAGCGGAAAUCAACCCACCCUUUGCACGACUUCUGCACAGGAUGGCUAGUGCUGGAGAAGAUUUUUCUCAGUUUGAUAUUUCAAAAGAGGAGAAGGACAAGCUUGUUGCGGAAGUAAUCCGUUAUGUCCUUUUCAAAACCCACCAAAAUUUAGGGUGCCCAAUUAAGAGGGAUGAGCUCACUCAACUGGUUACUAAAAACUAUCGUCAGCGUGCUCUUCCGUCUUUUGUGAUUAAUGAGGCUAAAGAAAAGCUCUCAAGCAUUUUUGGCUAUGAGAUGAGGGAACUUCAAAGAUCUCGUCCUUCCUCAGCAAAUCAAGGGCGCUCUUCCCAGCAAAGUGUUGCAGAUGCAAAAUCCUAUGUUCUCAUAAGCCAGCUACCUGCUGAUGUCUACAGAAAAUAUGUUGAGGAUGUAAAUACAACGCACCUGACUGGUUUCACUUUCGUCAUUCUUAGUGUUGUAUAUUUAGCAGGUGGCAAAAUUCCAGAAGAGAAUCUUUGGCAUCAUUUGAGGCGAAUGGGAUUGUCUGAUAGUGAUGAAAUCCAUCCGGUCCUUGGAAACGUGAAACAGGCAUUGGAGACACUUGUCCAGCAAAGAUAUUUACAAAAGGACAAGGUUAGUGGCCCUGAAGGUAAUACCUUGUUUUAUGAACUGGCUGAGAGAGCUUUAGAUGGACCAGUCAAUGAGAGGGUUAAAGAAUACAUAUCUCAGCUGCUAGUGGAGCUUUUCCACCUCAUUGAUAUUCCAGAGUCUGCUCUUUACUGGACAUGGUUUUUGUGCCCAUGUUCAUCUGAUCAGAAGUAUCGGUGUGUAAAAUAUCUCCUGUUGAACCUGUUUGAUGGUGGGGUUGUUGCUGCAUAUUUGCAAUCUUGUGUGGCUCUAGGUUGUAGCGGAUAUAGGACAUGGGGACUAAUCAAUAGCUUCUUAGGGUUGGUUUAAAAAGGAACAAAGGAUACUUCUGAUGCUUUAACUUUGGCCAGAUAGGUAAUAACAAAAAGCAUGGAAUUUGUUGGCUAUUUAGUUUUGAUUUUUAUGAGGGUUAUCAUAUAACUUGAGUAAAAAAAAUUUAGUCAGUUGAUGAAACGUUGCGAUGUAAAUGUUUGUGACGCUGGCACAUGAUAAAUUGAUAAGUGGAUACUUCUUUUGGUAAAAAUCUCAUCCAAUGUUAUUUAUAUUUUUGGUCAGUAUGGCUUUCUGAAGGUAUUUUGUGUUGGCAGACUGUGAAGAAAGAUGCCACCUCUGUGGACGUUGACUAGUGUUCUAUCGCCAUCUCUUAGCUAACCCAAUUGAGACUAAGGAUUAUGGAGUUUGGGAAUUUUGGGAAGUUAACUGAUAAAUAGUAAUGUGGUGGAGUCCCUGCUUGAUGUAUAUGCUCUGAAGACAUUAAGGUAACAGUUGGCAUGAGUAAUCCAAUUACUUGUCGGGUCAGAAUUCCCUCCAUGGACUGUAUCUGAUUUAUGGCCAAUAUAUAUAUCUUUUGCAAA
This is a messenger RNA of Corylus avellana, 2164 nucleotides long. The record is from RefSeq and is a predicted model, not a curated record. NCBI's taxonomy places the organism in Eukaryota, Viridiplantae, Streptophyta, Magnoliopsida, Fagales, Betulaceae.